Messenger RNA from Symbiodinium sp. CCMP2592, 366 nucleotides. Lineage: Eukaryota; Dinophyceae; Suessiales; Symbiodiniaceae. The record is from the annotation of a GenBank genome assembly.
AUGCUGGCCAUCAAGAAGAUGUCAGGCGACGGCAACUGCCUCUUCCACGCGCUCGGAGAGAACACCGGCGAGAGCGGGGCAUGCCUCCGAGCCCUAAUCAUCCAGUACCUCAGAGAGAACGCAGAAGCCGAAGAAGACGAAGAGCAAGUGCAGGCCUGGCUACAGGAAAGCCAAUACCUCCAAAGCGAUCCGGGUCACUGGGGCGGCGACACGGCCAUCAUCGCUUUCACCCGCAUCCGCCGGGAGGGUCCAGAGCUACUGACAAUCCAAAGGGGCAAACGGCCAGCAAGGGAGUGUGACAGCCAUCCGCCCCCUUUCCACCAAGCUCCACCCAGAUUGCCACCAGCUGACAAUCUGAAGCCCUGA